CAAAAGAUGGCAAAGGCAAGAAGAAGCAUAUGGGUCCUCUUGUUUCUCUGUCUAGCAAUUGUUGGCCUAGGAGGUGAUGAUGACCAAAAGGAAGACAGUAGUAGUAGCAUUGGCAUGGCAGCAGAGAAGCCAAACAGAACAUACACUGAAGUUGUAGUUAACACCAAUAAGAAACAUCACAGAGGAGGUGGUGGUGGUGGAGGCGGUGGUUACGGGUGGGGAUGGGGUGGAGGAGGAGGAGGUGGCGGCGGGGGUGGUGGAGGAGGUGGAUGGGGGUGGGGAGGAGGAGGAGGGGGUGGUGGGAGAAGGAUUCAUAAAAAUCAUAUGCACAGGAAGAGAGUUUUCGACAAAGAAGAAGAGUAUAAGAUUGGAGAGUUUGCAGAAUGCAUGGGCAGAGGGAGGUGUAGAGGCAUGAGGUUGGACUGUCCUCUUCACUGUGGUGGACCAUGUUUCUAUGACUGUCAGCAUAUGUGCAAAGCUCACUGCCGACGACGUCGUCCCUAAUUAACUCUACCUAUCAUGCAUGUUUAACUUCAUAUAUGGCACACUAAUUAUGGCAGUCUUCUAAAAUUUGUUGGUUCAAGUGUUUGAUCUGUCUUUCAUUUUUUUUUUUUUUUUGCAUGGUUGUUGUCGUACUUAACAAUUAUAUAUGGCUUACAAGUUGUUGUUAUGAUUCUCUGAUUUACUUGGAGUUAAUGAGUUUUUGUUUAUUCGUUCUCGGGUCAAUGGUCGAACAAAAUUAAAGGUUUUAAAAUAAAAUGUACAACGAUCUUGAUCAAUUGUUAGCUAGCUCUAAAGGCCUGCGUCACGAAUAAUAACAAUGGUUUCUGAUUUAAU
Cornus florida is the source of this 837-nucleotide messenger RNA. RefSeq names its product glycine-rich cell wall structural protein-like. Lineage: Eukaryota; Viridiplantae; Streptophyta; Magnoliopsida; Cornales; Cornaceae. The transcript is spliced from 2 exons. The coding region runs from base 7 to 504 and encodes 165 amino acids. The record is from RefSeq and is a predicted model, not a curated record.